Scutellospora calospora is the source of this 130-nucleotide messenger RNA. NCBI's taxonomy places the organism in Eukaryota, Fungi, Glomeromycota, Glomeromycetes, Diversisporales, Gigasporaceae. The record is from the annotation of a GenBank genome assembly.
AUGAAAUUGUUGUGAUUAAUGAAAUUGAGAAAAUGCUUGAUAAAAGAAUCGAAGAGGUUGAAGAAUAUCAUUUAAAAUCUCCUCAACUAGGUCCUACAUCUCCUAUAUAUAUUCCAGCAUCUCCUACUCA